CCACCAUGGCCAUGGCAAGCUCUUCCGAUGAAGAAGACAAAGGUCAUAAGCAAGGUCUUAACAAGCCUAGUGGAGAAUUCAUACCUGCUACGCAAGAGAACUCUUCACAGAUAAGGUUAUCUUUUGCGAACCUUCCACAGGUUUCCCAUCGGACGUAUGGAGCCCUCGCUCCACCUUCUACCCCAGUCAACCAAAGCCCUGAAGCAUCCACUUGUUCUCCACACGCAAAUGAGACGGGCGACAGCAAAGGAGCACCGAUACCAUCUCACAUGGCCUUGAAGAUAAACCUCUCCUUAGCCAAUCGCGGAAGCGUCGCGAGAGACCAUCUAGCCUCUGAACGCACUUUUCUCGCUUAUGUCAGAACGAGUUUAGGGAUUGCGUCCUCCGGCGUUGCGCUCAUGCAAUUCUUCAAUGUUGGAGUGAAAACGAAGGCCAUCUCUCAACCGCUUGGGGCCACUAUCAUUUUCAUGGCAAUCAUUGUCCUAUCUCUUGGGACCCGACGAUACUUCGCCAUUCAGACAGCACUGCCGCGAGGCCAAUUCCCCAUUUCAAGAUUUGGAAUAGCGAUUGUGGGUUUUAUGAUUGGGUCUGUCAUAACGGCGACCUUUGGCAUGUUACUUCCAGAUCGAAUUCGGGGAUCCUAAGGUCUGACUACCUAUUUCAUGCAAACCGAUUUGAGCAGCCGAUGAUGCUUCUACGGCGGGGAUGGCAGGGAAACACUCCAGGAUGCGGAGGGAGGUCAAUAUUACAGACGAUUGGAAAUCCUGGAUUACUUAUGAUUCUAACGAAACUCAUCACGAACGUACGAUGUAAAUAUAAAGCUCCUCUAAAUGC
Laccaria bicolor S238N-H82 is the source of this 834-nucleotide messenger RNA. RefSeq lists its product as uncharacterized. The record is from RefSeq and is a predicted model, not a curated record. The transcript is spliced from 5 exons. NCBI's taxonomy places the organism in Eukaryota, Fungi, Basidiomycota, Agaricomycetes, Agaricales, Hydnangiaceae. The coding region runs from base 6 to 644 and encodes 212 amino acids.